CUGUGAGGUGGGGGAAUGGGAAAGACAAAUAUAUGAAGGGGAAAAAACGAUACUACUGAGGAUGCCUAAAUGUCGUUAAUGGCUUUGCAGCAGCAGUGUAACUUGGCACCAGCAGAAAAUGUCAGUAAGGUGGAAAGCCAAUAACGCCAGGCAGAACUGAACGAAUAUGCAGUUUAGUUCCUCUGCUUGUACUGCAGCCAAAGGUCCCCUUGUUUCUGCCCUUGGGAGAAGCAUUGUGGGGUGACAGAGUAACACCAUGCCCUUCUCAACCCAAGCUGAAACGGGUGAAGAGCAGAAUGUGUUGGUUGCAAGUCUUGACAAUGUCAGAAAUCUCUCCAAUAUCCUGAAAGCUGUUCAUUUUAAAGAUCACGCUGCUUGCGUUGCAACUACAAAUGGACUCAAGGUCACAGUGGAAAAUGCCAAGUGUUUGCAAGCCAAUGCUUUUAUUCAGGCAGGGAUUUUCCAAGAAUUUGUGGUACAGGAGGAAUCUGUGAUGUUCAGAAUCAAUCUAUCUGUCCUUUUGGACUGCUUGACUAUCUUUGGGACAAAUUCUGUGCCAGGAACUCAGACAGCCCUUCGGAUGUGCUAUCGGGGUUAUGGUUACCCCUUGACACUUUUCCUGGAGGAAGGUGGAGUGAUGACUGUAUGCAAAAUCAACACUCAGGAACCUGAAGAGAUCCUAGAUUUUGAUUUCUGCAGCACAAAUGUUGUGAAUAAGAUUAUCCUGCAGUCAGAGGGGCUGAGAGAGGCAUUUUCUGAGCUAGAUAUGUCCAGCGAGGUGCUGCAGAUUACCAUGUCUCCAGACAAGCCUUAUUUCAGGUUAUCCACUUUUGGGAAUGCUGGAAGUGCACAUCUAGACUACCCUAAAGAUUCAGACUUAAUUGAAGCCUUCCACUGUAACCAAACCCAAACAAACAGAUAUAAGAUCUCAUUACUUAAGCCAUCAACUAAAGCGCUGGUUUUAUCCUGCAAGGUGUCUAUUCGAACAGAUAAUCGAGGCUUUCUCUCUCUGCAAUACAUGAUCAGGAACGAAGAUGGGCAGAUCUGCUUUGUGGAAUUUUACUGUUGCCCUGAUGAAGACAUUACUGAAGCAGAGAUCUAGCUGUCAAGGCUGGUCCCUUCAUGUACAUCAGGAACCCUGCAGAAAAGGAAGCAGAAGUUUUUCCUCCUCUGAACAGUUUUUCAUACUUAGGCGAAAAAUGAUCUUUCCAUUAAAACACACACACACAAUCACCAUCACACUACUCUAGUUGUACUGUUCCAUUUUGUUUGCUCUUAAGGAAGUCUGCCCUACCAAAUUUAUGCCUUUGUUUUGCAAGACACAGUUACUCUCUCAUGCAGUCUAAGCUGGAGAAAAUAAAUUAUUUCUACAAAGGA
Molecule: messenger RNA, 1377 nt
Organism: Rhineura floridana
Lineage: Eukaryota; Metazoa; Chordata; Lepidosauria; Squamata; Rhineuridae
Gene: RAD1
Product: RAD1 checkpoint DNA exonuclease
Exons: 7
Coding region: 257-1102 (281 amino acids)
Biological process (GO): DNA repair; DNA damage checkpoint signaling
Cellular component (GO): checkpoint clamp complex; nucleus
Molecular function (GO): 3'-5' exonuclease activity
Source: RefSeq, a predicted model, not a curated record